Messenger RNA from Cylicostephanus goldi, 1056 nucleotides. Lineage: Eukaryota; Metazoa; Nematoda; Chromadorea; Rhabditida; Strongylidae. The record is from the annotation of a GenBank genome assembly.
AUGGCGCAUUGGAAUGGCAGAGGGAAACUUGCCUUAUACAUUCAUGGUGCGCGAACGGAACAAGGAGUACGGCUUAUGAUCUAUCGUUUAGCACCGGAACGCAUUGAAUUGGUGGUCGAGCCAGGUUGUUGGUCAUAUGUGGGAAACGUCCAUAAAGUACAACCGCUUUCCCUAGGACAAGGCUGCGAAGCGAUUGGCCUUGCUGCACACGAAAUUGGUCAUGCCCUUGGAUUUUACCACCACCAUGCCAGACAUGAUCGUGACGAGCACCUAAUAAUCGAUGAAACAAAAGUCAAGGCUGGUGAACAUGACCAGUUUAUCAAGCAAACAACUGAGACUAAUGAUAAUUACGGUCUUCCUUAUGAAUUCGGCAGCAUAAUGCAUUACGGUUCGAGAAGGUUUGUUAUUUCUGCAUUGAAGUACCGCGGAAUGAUCGUUUUUAUCAGUUUCUCGGCAGAUAAAUCACGCUGGCACACAAUGAUACCCGUCGACAGAAGGUAUAUUGAAACGCUGGGAUCCCAUUUUGUUUCAUUCUACGAUAAACUCAUGAUGAACACUCAUUACAACUGUCUAGAAAAAUGCAAGUCAAAUCCAUUAGCAGCCAAAUGCGCAAUGGGAGGUUUUCCGAAUCCCAAGGAUUGCUCGAAAUGCGUUUGUCCGGGAGGAUAUGGAGGCAGAUUAUGUAACGAGAGGCCAAACGGAUGCGGAAAUGUGUUACAAGCCACAACAAACUACCUGAAAUUUGAGGAUAUUAUUGGCCAAUCAUGGAUAAAGAAAACAGUCGAAAAUGACUUUUUCCUCAAAUGCCACUACUGGAUAGAGGCUCCUCUAGGAAGAAUCAUUGAAGUAAAGUUCCAUAAUUAUUCGAGUCCGGGUAAGGUUGAUAUUGAUGGAUGCUAUUUUGCUGGUGUCGAAAUCAAAACACAAAAGGACCAGCGAAGCACCGGAUACAGGCAAGUAUUCAAAUCGGAAAGCAACAUCGUGCCUAUUAUCACCUACAGCAGAGUCUGGCCGACCAAGACGGAAUUAUGGUACCGAAUGGGUAGGCGCAAUUAG